Molecule: messenger RNA, 1611 nt
Organism: Alternaria arborescens
Lineage: Eukaryota; Fungi; Ascomycota; Dothideomycetes; Pleosporales; Pleosporaceae
Product: Vanillyl-alcohol oxidase
Exons: 3
Coding region: 1-1611 (536 amino acids)
Biological process (GO): lactate catabolic process
Cellular component (GO): mitochondrion
Molecular function (GO): D-lactate dehydrogenase (cytochrome) activity; flavin adenine dinucleotide binding; D-lactate dehydrogenase (NAD+) activity
Source: RefSeq, a predicted model, not a curated record
AUGGUCGCUAUCGCAAAGCCACUUGUGCUGCCACCCAACGUCAGCAACCAUGCCUUUAACAACUUCAUAACAGCUUGUCGAGAUGUUGGCGGCGAGAACAUUGAGGUCAUAUCCUCCGCGUCUCAGAUCAACGACGGCAAUUACAUGAAGCCAAACUACACGCAUGACCCUCAUCACAUCUUGAAGCAAGAUUUCUUCCUCGCUUCAGCUGUCGUCGCCCCCCGCAACGUCGCCGAUGUGCAGACUAUCGUCAAGGCUGCGAACAAGUACCUUGUACCACUAUGGCCUAUCAGUAUCGGGAGAAACUCGGGCUACGGAGGCGCCGCUCCACGUGUAUCUGGUAGCGUAGUCGUUAAUAUGGGGGUCACAUUUCACGAUUUUCAUACCUACCUCGUCGAGAAUAACCUUCGUGACAAGCUUUGGCUUGACGUGCCUGAUCUCGGUGGUGGUUCGGUUCUGGGGAAUACUAUGGAGAGAGGUGUCGGCUACACGCCUUACGGUGAUCACUUCAUGAUGCAUUGCGGUAUAGAGCUAGUCUUACCGAGUGGCGAGGUCAUUCGUACUGGUAUGGGUGCGCUACCUCAUCCUCACGAGAAGGGCGGCGUUCCUCCCCAAGACCAACCUUGGAACGACUCGGCGCAGUUGUUUAACUACGGCUUCGGUCCUUACGUUGAUGGAAUAUUCACUCAAUCCAAUCUAGGUAUCGCUACGAAGAUGGGCAUGUGGCUCAUGCCGAACCCGGGUGGUUAUCAGUCAUAUCUCAUCACGAUUCCUCGUGAGGACGACUUGAAGCAAGCUGUUGACAUCAUACGACCGCUGCGAUUGAAUAUGGUUCUCCAGAAUGUACCUACGAUCCGGCAUAUUCUUUUGGAUGCCGCUGUUUUGGGUCAUAAAUCCGAUUACACUUCAGACAUCAACAAGCCUCUUACAGACGCGGAACUAGACGCUAUAGCUAAGAAGCUUGACCUUGGUCGAUGGAACUUCUACGGUGCGCUUUACGGACCCCAGCCAAUCCGUGACGCGAUGUGGGCUGUUGUUAAAGAGUCUUUCUCGGCCAUACCAGGAGCAAAAUUCUACUUCCCGGAAGACCGAAAGGAGGCAAACUCAAUCUUGCAUACGCGCCACAAAACUAUGCAAGGAAUUCCCACUUACGAUGAGCUGAAAUGGUUGGAUUGGUUACCAAAUGGCUCGCAUCUCUUCUUCUCGCCAAUUUCUAGAGUGAAUGGCGAUGACGCGACUAGGCAAUUCGCUCUCACCAAAGCGCGGUGCCAUGAAGCUGGCCUUGACUUCAUCGGUACGUUCACGAUUGGUAUGCGCGAAAUGCAUCAUAUCGUAUGUAUCGUCUUCAAUCGCGAAGACGAUGAACAAAAGAAGAAGGUUGUAUGGCUGAUCAAGACGCUGAUUGAUGAUUGUGCCAAGCAAGGGUGGGGAGAGUACCGAACACAUCUUGCAGCUAUGGAUCAGAUCAUGGACACAUACUCGUUCAAUAACAACGUCUUCAGGCGAUUUAAUGAGACGAUCAAGAACGCAGUUGAUCCUAAUGGAAUUCUUGCGCCAGGCAAAUCGGGGAUUUGGCCGAAGCAGUAUGAUCGCAGGCAGUGGAAGCUAUAG